Molecule: messenger RNA, 1098 nt
Organism: Pestalotiopsis fici W106-1
Lineage: Eukaryota; Fungi; Ascomycota; Sordariomycetes; Amphisphaeriales; Sporocadaceae
Exons: 3
Coding region: 1-1098 (365 amino acids)
Biological process (GO): carbohydrate metabolic process
Molecular function (GO): hydrolase activity, hydrolyzing O-glycosyl compounds
Source: RefSeq, a predicted model, not a curated record
AUGUUGUGCUCGCGCGCUUCCGGCGCCGCUCUGCAGCCCGUUUACCACACUCUCUUUGUCGUUUUCUUGUUUCUGUCAUGUCUUUUUACUGCAGCAGACGCAACCAACUGCUCUGCCUUUGCCACCAACGGUACUGCAGCCGCGCAGUACAACUACUAUCGUUUUUAUGACUUUCGGAACAUUCCCUCAGACACUUGGGAUUCUGUAAAGAAUGCAACGAGCCCCAACAAUGCCUCGGCGGGUGCUUCGACCGCCGACAUGGGAUGGUCGCUCGACUGGCAGCGUAGAAGUGGCUUGCUCUACGCAGGCGAGGGCCAGAAUCUGCUUCCUAUUGACUAUCAGCCAGACAAGGCAGCACUGAAGACCCUUGAUGCCGAUGAGGCUGAUCCCGGCGUGACUACUGCGCUGGGCUUGACAAGCUCUCGGCAAUACAGCGACCGUCACCAGUCUGCCGGUAUUGACUUUAAUGAGGACUCGAUCCUCUACUUGUCUCUGCGCGUGAGGGCGCGCGUGACUGGUGCCAAGGGUGCCUGUACCGCCUUCUUCACCUAUGCCAACGACACCCAGGAAGCCGACAUUGAGCUCUUGACCCGCGAUGAGGACCACGUUGUCGGUUUCAACACGCAGCCCAGCAUCGACAUUCACGGCAACUACAUCAACGCCACGCACUUCAACACCUCCCUCCCCCACAAUCUCACCCGGGAGCAGUGGGUCGACUACCGCAUGGACUGGGUUUCUGACCAAGUGGUCUGGUAUAUUGACGGAGUACACAUGGGAAACACGUCGACCAACGUACCGGUCGAGCCUAGCCAUCUGUACAUUACCAUGUGGGGCAAUGGUGGAACCUGGACAGAGAAUAUGACCCUUGGAGACUCGGCCCUGCUGGAAAUCCAAUGGAUCGAGGUGGCAUACAACCUCAGUGAUGCUGAGCCGGUAGCUAACGCCAGCGCCCAGAUCUGCAACUUGGACGAGGCCAAGGAGGAUAACACCUGGCAGCCUACCUCCUUCCCGGCGCCGCACGACUUUUCAGCUUCGGCCGGCUAUAAGUUGGGCAUGAGCACCCUCUUUAUGGUUUUGGCGAUAAUAUUUACAAUAUAA